Molecule: messenger RNA, 3894 nt
Organism: Lentinula edodes (shiitake mushroom)
Lineage: Eukaryota; Fungi; Basidiomycota; Agaricomycetes; Agaricales; Omphalotaceae
Product: fungal-specific transcription factor domain-containing protein
Exons: 13
Coding region: 126-3704 (1192 amino acids)
Biological process (GO): DNA-templated transcription
Molecular function (GO): DNA binding; zinc ion binding
Source: RefSeq, a predicted model, not a curated record
CCACGAGUAGCGUAGAUGCCUACAGCUGCCAGCUUUGCGAAAGCCCCUUCCCGGAGGAAGGAGAAGAAUUUGAGCUCAGAAGAGUUGAAGGAUAUUGAGCAGAAGCGCUUGAAGGGUGAGCUAUCAUGUGCAGAAUGCAGCUUCGUUGUGACAAGAAAUUGCCUUGUUCCUCAUGUCGGCGGCGGGGCUGCGAGUCCAUAUGUCCCUGUGGAACCCUCGAAGCUGGUGUUGGUACUCGGUUUAUACUUGCCUCAACCAACCAGCUUCAUUCUAAAAUUUCCCUUAUGUCUUCCCGUAUCCGUGCGCUCGAAGAUGCGCUUGCCAUAUUCCAAGCAAGUGUCUCAUCUGAAAGACAUCCUCUCCUUGAAGACGAAUUAUUGAAGAUCAAAUUCGGUUCCGAAGUCAAAGAUUCGGAGGACGAUCCCGUUAUUCUUGACUCUCCGGGGAAAAAAUCUACAACCGCUGGGGCAACGUCUCUCAAUCGCUCUGUCGAUACGACAACUUUGGACGCAUUUGGGACUUUGACAUUGGGGGAGGAAGGGGAGAUGAAGUAUUUCGGACGAUCAGCGGGCAGCGAAACGUUAAUCUUGGCAGGAGAGAAGUACGUGGAUUUUGAUGAAGAAUCAGUCGCCAGAUUAGGCUCAAACCGUGACCAUACUCAAGGCGAAUCUGACCUGCCCGAUAGUUCACUCGAUACAACAACUUUCCCCCCAAUUGUUUCUCAAACGAUAUCCCCUGCCCAUGCGUUAUCUUUCACUGAAGAUGACAAGGACGCUCUUCCAUCGGAAGUCUACGCUCUUGCGGUGGAUUAUGACCAAGGCGCACAAUCUCAAUCUCCCCUAACAGUCUCGGAUCUUCUUCAGCAUCUUCCUACCCGUUCCCGCACACAAACCCUCGCUCAAUCUUACUUCGACCAUGCUUCAUUGUUCUUCCGAGCCAUGAAAAAGGACGAGUUGUUCAACACCGUUUUCCCUCUACUUUAUCCUUCAUCGCCCUCAUCCUCAGCCAUGACCAGUAACACCCCCCCAACAACAGGCUCAAACCCAUCUGAAACACAAACUUCGAUGACAACAAGCUUCGAAGGUUUGAGCAGCCGCCAAUUACCUUCUCCACAUUUACUUUCUGCAAUCUUUUUCAUUCUUGCUCUUGGCUCCUUCUUUGACUUGUCUGCCUCAGUCAGAAAGUAUGUCCCUGAGAGCCAAAUGUGGUUUGAGUUGGGAAGGAAAGCGCUCAUUUGCAGUCGGGGAACCCAGCAUCUUGUCGUGGAAAAUGUACACUUACCAGAACGCCACCUUACGUUCGAAGAUGACAUUCACCCUUCGAACGCGACUUACCCCAAAACAGGAAAGAAUUCGACAUCAACAUUCGCGGCGCCGCCAUCUUCGGCAGAUGAUACAGUUCGUGCGCUAGGUCUUAUGGCAACCUAUUGUAGUAUGUCUGGAAAGAAAUAUGCAAGAGACAGCGCGUGGUGCGGAAUGAGUUUGGCUGCCAAGGUGGCGCAGGGGAGUGGAAUGCAUCGCGACCCAGCUCGAUGGCACAUGGACCCUGUAACGGUACAAAGAAGACGGGCGUUAUGGUGGGAAGUGUGUACAUCGGAUAUCAGCCAUAGCGUUGCGCUCGGACGGCCUCCUUCGAUUCAUUUGUCUUUUGUUGAUUGUGAAUUCCCCACCGAUGAAGAAGCAACGUUGAGCGAUACGGAGGGAGAGGUGAUGGGAUUUUGGCGAAUGAAAUACACCUUUGCUAGAGAGGGUUUCACACCUGUCAUAUCCACUACUCUUACAGCUAAAUCGCCAACAUAUUCCACCAUCAUGGAUUUAGAUCGUAAGAUUCGUGAAUUGUCUCUUCCACCUGGAUUUAAACCGUAUGUUAGUUUAUACGAAGACGGUCCGGAUAUAUACCAUGAUAGCCAUUUAGCGUUGAGAGACUUUUACGCCAGUCAACAUCGCACUGUCACCAUGCUCUACCUACAUCGCUCCUUUUUUGCCCACGCGAUGCUUACACACCCGUCGAAUCCUUUGAUGUCUCCUUUCGCGCUGUCGUUUCUAGCUGCGUAUCGUGCGGCGUCAGUCAUUAUUAAGGCUGCAGUUCACUUCUAUGACCGUUGUCCUGCAGUUGUUCCGCGAGUUUGGUUCUUAACAUAUCACGUAUUCAGUGCAGCGAUGACUGUCGGCACUGUCGUCAAGCGCUCACCGAACUCUAGCAUCGCCGAGAGUGCAUUGAAUGACUUGGGACAGGCGUUAAAUCUGUUCGAAAAACUCAAAGAAAACGCCGACCGGGCAUAUACUCAGUAUCUCACAAGAGCCAAAGGCUCUGUUUCCGCUUCUAUAUCCAAGACAACUGCAGCGAAUGAUACCUCUUCUUCUACUUCUACCUCUUCACAAGUGGUAGGAGAUGCUCAAGGAGAGCUAGACCCGUCCUCGUUCUCCAAGACACCGAUCGGCACCGACGACAAUGAACUAGCGAUAUGGGGAGGUAAAACGAGCCUUUUGAACGGGCUGGGUAAGAAGAAGAAGGUGAAAACUAAAGAUACUCAAAACACGAGUAGCUUGAAUGGCAGUUCUCCUGAUGUGUCCCCAACGUCAGCAUCGUCGUCACCCACUCAACAACUGUCAGUUCCCUACUCUUCUCGAAGUGGAGGGGAGGAAACCAACGUUAACACCAACUCUUUUCCUCCCCCUCCUGCCUCUUUUCAUUCGGAUAACUCAUGGAAUGAUGCCAUAGACGCACAGAUGGAUUUUGACGCAAAUAUUGAUCUGUCCUUGAUGCUCGCCAUGAAUUCGACCACAGCGUUUCCAUCGCAGAUGCCUUCUCAAUCAUCUUCAACAACAAUGGACGUCAAUAUGACAGAUUCCCUGUUAUCCGACUUUGGAGAUGUUGACUUCGGAUUCAAAUUGGGGGUCGGGUUUGGAGCCGGAACGACAGGAAGCCGAGGGUUACUCAUGGACAUGACCUUGGAGGAUAUUGGACCUGUCGGCCAUGAUCAACCGGCAUCGAGUUACCAUCAUCCGAAACAUUUCACUUCCCAAGCUGCUGCAUCUGAAAAUCAAUUGGUUUUGAUGGAGUAUCUUAGUGAAACUGCCCAUCCUACGCCAGCACCUUUACUUCCCGAUGGACCAUUUUCAUACAAUCACAAUGGUACAAAUCCAAACGCGACCGUGAACUCGAACACAAGUUUGCCUUGGACCAAUUCCGAUAUAUUUGCUCUUUCCGCAGGGCAAUUCAACGCCGCAUCUGGUUCUAACACAGGCAUGGAACUUGGUGUAGGUGAAACUGGUACAAGAGGACGUGAGUCCGAUUCUAGUAUCGCGGAUUUAUAUUAUCGGUUCUUAAACUACCUUGCUUCAAAAGAAGGUGCACAGAACUCCGCUGGUCCAGCUAUCUCAACGCCAUUGACUACAUCAACGAUGUCAAUAUUUCCAAAUAGUACAAGUUCGAGCUGGACAGGGUCCAGCGUAGGUCCUUUUCCUAUCCCAAGUGGGGAGGAUCAUAAUAUGUUUUUUGAGUCCUUGAUGGGGUCUGGGCCUCCUUUUGGUACCGGUACUCUCAAUGACCAGGAGAAUAAUAUUGGCAGCUACAGUCAUAGGUUAGAUCCAUCCAGUCCUUUAUGGAAUUUGAAUCUAGAUAUGGACAAUGCUUCGACUUCAGAUCCUGCAUGGACUGCUUUCAUGCGUGAUUUGGCUAAAUCAGCCUCGGAGGGACUAUAAUUCUGGAAGGAGGGAAGAAAGUUUAUUUAUACACGAUCGCCGGGUCCGGGGCAGCACUCCCUAUAUCACACCAUGUAAUGAUUUGAAUCAACUGGGUAUUUAUGGUACCACCGUGGUACCGUUUGCAUUCAUAUGCAGAGUGGAACAAGAAGGUAACUUUAGUAUACCCAUACGGGUUGCGGGGAUCUCU